AUGAAAGUGUUCAUUAUUUUGGGAAUUUCAGCAGCUAUAGCCUUCACAGCUGUUUUCUUUUCUUUUCUUCAGAGAGGCAAAGAUAUCAUCUUUGAAACUGAAGAUAACUGCAUUACUGAGGCUAUCCGGAAGGGCUCUAAUCUAGUAGACUAUGCUGCACAUUAUACACUGAAAAGAAAUAUCCAAGGAAGGGAAAUAGCAACUCCUACCUUGCUGCUGGUUUUCUCAAAAUUUCCUGAACAAGAGAGUCAAGAUAUUUCCCAAGCAGCUGAACGAAUGGAAAUGUCAAUUCAAGUGCUGAAACAAAAAGUUUGCCAGAAGCACAAACGUUCAUUGCAUCCAACUGAUCUUCUAUCAGCUGAUCUGCACACUAGGAUUGCUAAUAUUUCUGGAUGCCUGCCUUAUAUGUUGCCACCAAAAUGUCCAAACAAUUGCUUAGCAAAUAAAUACCGACUUAUCACUGGUGCCUGCAAUAACAGGGAACAUCCUAGAUGGGGAGCAUCCAACACAGCAUUGGCUAGGUGGCUUCCACCAGCCUAUGAAGAUGGACUCAGCCAACCUCGAGGAUGGGACCCCAGCAUCCAAUAUAACGGAGUCCAGCUGCCCUUGGUUCGUGAAGUGACAAGAAAAAUUAUUCACACAUCUAAUGAGGCUGUUACUGAAGACCACCUAUAUUCUGAUAUCAUUAUGGUGUGGGGACAGUACAUAGACCACGACAUUGCAUUCACACCCCAGAGCACAAGUAGAACCACCUUCCUAACUGGAAUGGAGUGCCAGAAGACAUGUGAAAAACAAAAUCCAUGUUUUCCCAUAAAGGUGACCACCAAUGAUACAUUAUCUGCAGGGAUGGAUUGCUUGCCCUUCUACCGCUCAUCUCCUGCAUGCAGCACUGGUGAUCAUGGUAUUCUCUUUGGAAAUCUGUCAACACUAAAUCCAAGGCAACAAAUCAAUGGCUUAACUUCCUUCCUUGAUGCUUCUACAGUUUAUGGCAGUACCCCUGCCACUGAAAACAAGCUGAGGAAUCUAACAAGCAAAGAAGGCCUUCUUAGAGUAAACAUUAAAUAUUAUGAUAACCAUCGAGAACAUCUGCCUUUUACAGACCAGAUCCCAUCACCUUGUGCCCAGGACUCGAACACAGGUGUUGGUGAGAGGAUUGAAUGCUUUAUGGCCGGGGACAGCCGAUCCAGCGAGGUCACGUCUCUGACAGCUAUGCACACACUGUGGCUGAGAGAGCACAACCGGCUGGCCAGAGCCCUCAAAAACAUCAACAGCCACUGGACUGCUGAGACAGUCUACCAAGAAGCACGAAAGAUUGUCGGUGCUCUGCAUCAGAUUAUUACUUUAAGAGAUUACAUUCCCAAAAUCAUUGGCCCAGAUGCUUUUAAUCUGUAUAUUGGCCUUUAUACAGGUUAUGAUCCCACAAUGAAUCCUACGGUUUCUAACAUAUUUUCAACAGCUGCUUUUCGUUUUGGUCAUGCAACAAUCCAACCAAUAGUAAGACGAUUGAAUGCACAGUAUUUAGAAGAUCCAGAACUCCCAAAUCUUCAUUUGCAUGAAGUAUUCUUCAGUCCCUGGCGUAUCAUUAAAGAAGGAGGCUUGGAUCCUUUACUAAGGGGUCUUCUAGCACAUUCAGCAAAACUGCAGGUGCAAGAUCAACUACUGAAUGAAGAAUUAACAGAAAAACUGUUUGUGUUGUCCAAUAAUGGUUCACUUGAUUUAGCAUCGUUAAAUUUACAGCGGGGCCGCGAUCAUGGACUCCCAG
Eurypyga helias (sunbittern) is the source of this 1762-nucleotide messenger RNA. RefSeq names its product thyroid peroxidase (gene TPO). NCBI's taxonomy places the organism in Eukaryota, Metazoa, Chordata, Aves, Eurypygiformes, Eurypygidae. Gene Ontology annotation, biological process: response to oxidative stress. Gene Ontology annotation, molecular function: heme binding; peroxidase activity. The transcript is spliced from 9 exons. The record is from RefSeq and is a predicted model, not a curated record. The annotation marks the transcript as partial.